Molecule: messenger RNA, 3323 nt
Organism: Microplitis mediator
Lineage: Eukaryota; Metazoa; Arthropoda; Insecta; Hymenoptera; Braconidae
Product: protein artichoke-like
Exons: 5
Coding region: 136-3033 (965 amino acids)
Cellular component (GO): extracellular matrix
Molecular function (GO): protein binding
Source: RefSeq, a predicted model, not a curated record
AGUUUCAAAUCAUUAUUCAAUGCAUAAUAAAGUGAUGGGAAUAAAAGAUUCAGUUCGUCGAAACAUUUACGAGAACAAGUUGCUCGGAAAUACUCAAAACUAAUCUUAUUUAAAAAGUAAAUUCAAAUUUUCAAAAUGGUCGUACGUGACGUAAUUUUCUUAAUACUGUGGUGUGUCUCAGUGCAAAAUGUAAUCGGAGAUACAGUAGAUUUUUCUAAAAUGGGAAUAACGCGACUGAGAAGACCUUUUCUGAAUAGUUCAAGCAUAACACAUCUCGAUUUAUCGGACAACCAUAUUUGGAAUAUUGAAAAUAGAAUUUUUGAUGACGUGCCAAAUUUGGUUCACUUGAAUUUAACAAAUAAUAUAUUUCCUUUCUCAGAUUUGAGUUUUGAUAAUAAUUCAGCUCUUGAAAUUUUAGUUUUGGACAAGGCAAUUGUCUUUCACUCGGAUUAUUUUGAUCCCAAUGAUUACAUCGGAAAUUUUGAGUCACUUGAAGACGAGUGUAAUAGACUGAUUGCAUACGAAAAUAUAGAUAAUGAUUCACCGUCUCAACUUAUAUUUACAAAAUCGUUAUCAUUACCGAAGUUGAAACACCUUUACUUGCGUAAAAAUGGCAUAUCGUCAGUAGUUAUAAAUAGAACGGAUUCACUGGAUCGGCUCAUGCCAGAAAUUACUCAUAUAUAUCUUACAAAUAAUAAGAUAGAAUCUAUUGACUUUAUAAAAGAUAUUCCUAUGACUUUAACGCAUUUAUACUUGGACUAUAAUGACUUGAAGGAAUUCGACAUUGAUAAUUUGAAUAUUCUGGAAGUUCUAGCCCUCGAUGGAAAUCCGAUCGAUGAGUUUUGUGGCAUAGAAAAUUCCUGCGUGGGACUUUAUAUUAAAUAUUCUUUCAGUUUGAAAAUUUUGACUCUCUCACAUAUGAAUCUCAAAAAAAUAGCAGCAGAUGCGUUUAGAUUUCUGGGCUAUCUCGUCGAGUUAGAUAUGUCUCAUAAUAAAAUUCGAUAUUUUCCUGCACACGCUUUUGAAACUCUAUUUGAAUUAAAGACAUUCCGACUAGAUAAUAAUGAACUUUCAGAACUACCCGAUAUCUGCAGCUUACAAAAUUUAGAAAAUCUUUCAAUAUCAAAUAAUUACAUUAGUAGUGUAAGCUCAUCGAACUUUUGUAAUCUGUCGAAGCUUAAAAGAUUAAAUUUGAGUGGUAACAGUUUAGACGAAAUUCCUGCUGGAGUAUUUGACAAUCUGACUUCACUAGAAGAACUGGAUCUUUCUAAAAAUCUAAUCGUUACUUUGCCAGAUAAUUGGAUUUCAUCUAAAAUAAAUUUACAAUAUUUGUAUCUCAAUAAUAAUUUAUUUCCAAAUUCUUCAAGUUUAUCACUGACCUCUGCAAAAAAUCUUAAAUUCGUCGCUAUUGGGGGUAAUUAUUUUAACUCAAUAAAUAGGGAAUCUUUAAUCGACCUACCGAAGAAUGCAACAAUCAGUUUUGAAAAUAAUAAAAUCAAUGUUGAGUCCAAUGAUGAAUUUUAUACUCUCAUUGUUCAUUUUUCUAUGCGGGAUAAACUAGAUAGAGCUUUGAUUGAUCAUGCGGCUGAUUAUCGUUACGAAAAGUUUGAUUUAAUUUUUUUGACAGGUAUACUUAAAAUGUUGCGUAAUAUUUUGAUGCUAAACAUAAUUUGGUGUGUAUCAGUACAUUGUGUAAUAGAACGUCUUUGCAAUGAAAAUCACUUGUUUGGUGGAAAUAUAUUGGACUUGUCAAAAAUGGGAAUAAUGCUGCUGAAAAAUAAUUUUGUGAAUAGUUCUACAAUAACUCAUAUUGACUUGUCGGAUAAUAUUUGGAAAAUAGAAGAUGGUGCAUUUGAUAGUUUACCAAAUUUGAAAUACUUGAAUUUAUCGCAAAAUUUAUUUGAAUUUUUAAACAUAAAGUCCGUUAAUUUGUCGGCUGUUGAAACAUUAGUUUUAGAUGAUACAAUAAAUGAAAAUAAAUGUGACGAUUUGCAUGAUCGAUAUGGAAAUCUGAAAAUUCCUCUUUGUAGAUUUAGGUACGUUCGAUGGUAUGUAAUUUCGUUCGUUUCAAUUAAGUUACCAAAAUUGAAGAAACUGUAUCUACGUCAAAAUGAAAUAAGAGCAAUAUAUACUCACAAUAAUAGAUAUACUCACAAUAUUACAUCAUUGAGUCACUUUAUGCCAAGACUUACUCAUCUCUAUGUCGGUCAAAAUUAUCUAACACAUGUGAAUUUCUUACAAAACUUUCCUCCGACUCUUACUCAUUUAUAUUUAGAAAAUAAUCAUAUAUCAGAGUUUAAAAUCGACAGUUUUCCAAAUAGUUUGAAAGUUCUAUCACUUGAUGGUAAUGAAAUCCGAAGGUUGUGUAGCUCUUUACAACAUUGCACAGGGGUGUCAUUGCAAUCAUUUGGACAAUUGCAGAAUUUGUCAAUUUCAAACGGAACUCUUGAAAUAAUUGAAUCAAAUUCAUUAAAAUAUUCAUCAACUUUGAUUUCUUUAGAUCUGUCCAAUAAUCGUAUUAGAGAAAUCGCCAACAUUACGUUUCGUAAUUUAAUGAAUUUGAAGACACUUAAGCUAGAUAACAAUCAACUGAAGACUAUUCCUAAUAUUUGUGACCUGGUGAGCUUGGAGUAUUUCUCUAUAACAAACAAUAGUUUAAAAUCUGUGGACUUAUCAAAUUUAUGCAGUCUGUCAAAACUGAAAAAGUUAAAUCUCAGUAAUAAUGCUUUAGAGGAAAUUAUUCCUGGAGCAUUUGAUAAGUUGGAUUCAUUAGAAGAAUUAGAUCUCUCUAAUAAUAAACUUGUAAAUUUAGCCACCAACUGGAUUUCAUCAAAAGUAAAUUUACAAUAUUCGAAUUUACACAAUAAUUUGUCCGUGGAAUUUUCAAGUUCAUCAUUAACCGGAAUCCAGAGUCUCCCGUACGUAAACAUCAGCGGGAAUCCUCUACAAGUGAUAAACAUAAAGACAUUAAAGGUUUUAACUGAAAAUACUACCGUUGAAUUUGGGACUGUACGUCCUCUAAAAAUCAAUUAGCAAAAUUCACUAGCAAAUAGUGAAUAUUUACUGAUUUAGAGUUAUAGUUGUGCCACUUUUUGGAAUAAGUAGUACGACUUCCACUCUAAAUUAGUGAAUAUUCACCAAUUUUCACUAAUUCAGUUUCAGAGAGUCUCAAGUUUUUGAACUAUGAUCAAUGUCGAAAUUUUUCAAACCGUUUUCGUUUAAAAUAUCUGUAAUUUUUUAUAUUGUACUAAAACUUUAUCACUGCUACUACUAAAGGUUACUGUGUAAUAAAAUUCCAAUAAAUAUUUUAUUUGCUUUUGUAA